Messenger RNA from Triticum turgidum subsp. durum (durum wheat), 633 nucleotides. The record is from the annotation of a GenBank genome assembly. NCBI's taxonomy places the organism in Eukaryota, Viridiplantae, Streptophyta, Magnoliopsida, Poales, Poaceae.
AUGCCAAGCCACAAUUUUGCCUGCCCCGAGGGAGUUUUCCACGCCCAGAUCAACAAUGUUCGCCAGGCGGUCACCGUCGAGUCGAUUCGCGAGUUGUUCCGUCGCUCCGGUGAUGGGUAUGUGAUCUGCGCUUAUGAGCGGGUGGUGGACGGGAUGUACGGCGUUGAGGCAUAUGUCGAGUUCCGGUCACGGUGGAGGGCGACCCGAGCUCGAGAUGCCCUGGAUGGCCAUGCCAUCUACGAGGGGUGUUGCAUCCUUUCCGUGGACCUCCUACCACCGACCUACACCACCAUCACCAUGCCGGAUGACGACGGGAUGGUGCCGUCGUACUUCUACGACGACACUCUGUACGCGGAAUGGGAGGCAGCGUUGGAUGCGGUCCAGCGCCAUGAUGUGGUGCCUGAUGCUUCCACCGACGACCUCCAUCUCGAGGCGUCCAUGGGCGCCAUCAGCGAGACUCCGUCCGAGCUUGCCGCUCCUAAAACAUCAACUCAGUCAGCGAUCACCGGCAACGCCAUCCUGGAGCUCAGUGUGUAUGACAAGGUGAUCAAAGUCGACAACACCAACGACGCCACUACGACACCCACCACCUAUUUGACGGGGUGCCCAAGCUGCGAAACACCCGAGGAGUAG